AUGACCUCAGCAAACGCGAAGAUGCGUGCCGUAGCCGUCACCAAGUAUGGUGAUAUCAACAACCUCCAAAGCAUCGAAGUACAGAAACCCUCGAAUCCGGAAGGCCACGACAUUCUGGUUCAUGUCAAGGCAUGCUCUGUGAACCCAGUCGAUACAAAGGUCCGACGAGGUGUGUACGACGACUAUCCGGACUACUAUGACCGAGCGCCCAAGCCUCCGCAGAUACUUGGUUUCGAUGCUGCAGGUGUGGUCGAGAGUGUCGGUCCAGAUGUCAGGAACUUCCAAGCCGGCGACGAAGUCUUCUAUGCCGGAUCACCCAUCCGUCAAGGCAGCAAUGCUGAGUAUCAGCUUGUCGAUUCAAGAAGCGUGGCUCUCAAACCAAAGAGCUUAGAUUGGGGGCAAGCAGCCAGCAUGCCUCUAACGUGGAUCACCGCCUGGGAAGCGCUGUUGGAACGUAUGGAGAUUCAGGAAAACGAGAAUGUCGGUAUUCUCAUCGUCAACGGUGCAGGUGGUGUAGGAAGUGUGGCAAGCCAGAUUGCCCGACACGUACUGAAGCUUCCUGUUGUGGUAACAACUGCCUCCAGGGAAGAGACCGUGAAGUUCUCGAAAUAUGUCGGAGGCGCCACUCACACUGUCAACCACCGCGAGGACUUAGUCAAGCAGGUUGAAAACUUGAAACUGGAUGUUCCUAUCAAGUAUGUCUUCAUGACGCACACGCCAACUUCAGGCUACCUCGCACCUGCCGCCAAAAUCCUGGCUCCGUUUGGAAAGGUUUGCUCGAUCGUCCAAGACCAAGAAAUGCCGAUGUAUGGGACAGAGUUCAUGGCGAAGAGCUUGACCUUUGUGUGGGCGCUGCUGGGCACUAAGCCAUAUUAUGGCGUUCAGCCAGAGAGCCACGGCAAGAUCUUGGAGAGAUUGAAGGAGUUGUUGGACAACAACGAGGUGAAGUGUCAUAACACCCAGAAGCUAAAGGUUGACGAGGAAGGCGUAAGGAAAGCUCAUGAGAUUAUUGAGGGCGGAAAAGCUAUUGGUAAGGUUUCUUUGGAAUUCUGA
This is a messenger RNA of Colletotrichum truncatum, 1053 nucleotides long. Its product is annotated as succinyl-synthetase subunit. The record is from RefSeq and is a predicted model, not a curated record. Lineage: Eukaryota; Fungi; Ascomycota; Sordariomycetes; Glomerellales; Glomerellaceae. Gene Ontology annotation, molecular function: oxidoreductase activity; zinc ion binding.